AUGGUACGUUUAAAUGUUGAUCAGAUGAGUCGAUCGGUUAGUCCGGUUAAUCCAGGUGCUUUUCCAACACUUAGUAUAACACUUUUAGGCAUUGGAAUUUUUUUAAUGGCUUGGUUUUUUGUUUAUGAAGUAACGAGUACAAAAUAUACACGUGAUUGGAAAAAGGAACUUCUGAUUGCUCUUAUUGCAUCGAUUUUUCUUGGUUAUGGUGGUUUAUUUCUUCUUUUAUUAAACAAAAAGAAAAUGCCUGAAAUAAUUGGUGAUUAUCAGUAUAGCAAACGGGAUUUGAUCGGACAUGGUGCUUUUGCUAUUGUAUUUCUUGGUCAUUCGAGAUCUAAUCCUGAACAACUUGUUGCUGUAAAACAAAUAACAAAAAAACACUUGGCAAAAUCGCAAAGUUUACUUGAAAAAGAAAUUAAAAUUCUUAAAGAAUUAACAAAACUUAAACAUGAAAAUCUAGUUGCAUUACUUGAUUGCAAAGAAUCUCAAAAUAAUGUAUAUCUUGUUAUGGAGUAUUGCAAUGGUGGUGAUCUUGCGGAUUAUCUUCAAUCAAGACAAACACUUAGUGAAGAAACAAUUACUAUAUUUUUUCAGCAAAUAGCUGCUGCAAUUAGUGCUUGUCAUGAACAUAGUGUUGUUCAUCGAGAUUUAAAGCCUCAAAAUAUUCUUUUAUCAUAUCCAGAUAAAACUAAUCCACGUGUACAAGAUGCCAUACUAAAAAUAGCUGAUUUUGGUUUUGCAAGAUUUUUAUCUGAUGGUGUUAUGGCAGGAACAUUAUGUGGUUCUCCAAUGUAUAUGGCACCAGAAGUCAUUCGAUCAUUACAAUAUGAUGGAAAAGCUGAUUUAUGGUCAAUUGGUACAAUAAUGUAUCAAUGUUUAACAGGUAAAGCUCCAUUCCAAGCUCAAACACCACAAGCACUUAAACAAUAUUAUGAACGAAAUGUUAAUUUGUCACCUGUAAUUCCAUCAUCAACAUCACCGGAAUUAACAGAUUUAUUAAAACGAAUAUUAAAACGUAAUCCAAAAGAACGUAUUGAUUUCCAAGAAUUUUUUAAUCAUCCAUUUUUAAGAAAAAAUCAAUCUGUAAAUAUAUUACAAACAUCAAAUUUAAAUGUAAUUAAUUCACCAACAUUAUCAGACAAAACAUGUUCUCAAGGACAAAAUCUUAAUGAGAUGAAUUCUCGACAAUUCAAUCGUCAAAUUGAAACAAUACCUGAACAUGAACCAGUUACAUUACCAACAGUACAAUCAAAAAAUACUAAUAAACAUCAUUCACCAUCUCUUGAUACAAAUUCACCAAUAAAUACAAAUAAAUCUCCAGUUAAGCGUCCAGUAAAUCAAACAAAUGCAACUAAAACUGACACAUUUUCACACAUUCCAGAACAAGGUACUACUGAAAAAACUCUUCUUUCUGGUAAUCAUACAUCAUUUGCUCAAAUUUCACGAGAUAAACGUACAAUUCAAGAACAACAAGCUGUUGGUACUUUAAAUCAAACAGAACCAUCAUCAUUACGUUCAGAUAAUCUUACAUUAACACCCAUUGAAAAUACUAAAAAGACACGAACUUCCAGUAUUACACAGCCAAUACCUGUUCCAACGCAAGUUCAUAAUUUUGAAAAAAUGCAAGAAUCAAGAGAUAGAACCAGAAGUUUCGGUGGAACAGCGACUGGUAGUCCACAUGGUAGUCCGUAUGAUGACCGACGCGUAUCUAUAGAUCGUCUUCGUCAAGCAAGUAUUGCUUCGUCUAAUUCUGAUCUUGCCAAUUCAAUUAGUCCACCUACUGUACGAUUUACAAUUGAUACAGCAGCUAUUGCAGCAAAUCCAUUGAAUUUAUCUCCAGCAACACGUAAAAAAAAUCCAGCAGAAUCAUCGAAAACAAUGAAAAAUUCAAGUUCUAAUUCAAGUCUUACUCAACAAUUCAAUUCGAAAUUAAAUCUUGAUACAUCUCCUCUUAAGUCACAACAAAAAUUAAUUGAUAUCAAUAAUCCACAUGAUCGUCUUUUUGAACAAGAAAAUAAUAUUGAACUUUUUACGAAAAAUACGGAUCAACUAACAACACUAGAAUCAAAUCAUCGACGUGUUACUGCUAUUUUUGGAGAUUCAAAACCUGAAGGUUAUUAUUAUGAACCUCAAAAAAUUACUGAGGAUACAUUAAUGAAUGUAAGUUUCAUUUUAAUCCAUUACCA
Messenger RNA from Rotaria sordida, 2186 nucleotides. The record is from the annotation of a GenBank genome assembly. NCBI's taxonomy places the organism in Eukaryota, Metazoa, Rotifera, Eurotatoria, Philodinida, Philodinidae.